UCGAGUCGCUAUAAAAAAAAUAUUGGAACGUCAACAAACAUAUGCCACGAAAGAAAAUAUUUCGAUUAGUAGGAAUAUGAUUUAGUUAAAAGUAAAAGAGGCGGAGAUUUCUAACCAGUUCAGUUAUAUAUCAAAUGAAAUUAAAGACAAACCAAGUGAUAUUAUUAGGAAAUUGAGAAAAAGCUCGGCAUUUGAGUGACGUGGACCUGGGACAUUUGUUGUUAUUUGUUGGUGAUUAGAAAAACAGAAUGUCCGCCAUAAGGAGGAAGCCAACGGGCAGCAAUGCCGACCAGGAGUUGCUCAUUGCAGAGCACCCAAAACCAGAGAAGGAGGUGGAACACCAAAAACCGGACAUUCGUGGAGACCGAAGGAAUAUAGCCAUACUGCUGUUUCUGUAUGUACUGCAGGGUAUACCCAUUGGACUUAUAGCAGCCAUUCCCAUGUUGCUUCAAAAUCGGGGAGCCAGCUACAAGCAGCAGGCGGAGUUCUCCUUUGCCUACUGGCCGUUCAGUCUGAAGCUUUUGUGGGCUCCUAUUGUGGACUCCCUGUACAUCCGAAGAUUUGGCCGCCGGAAAUCUUGGCUGGUCCCAGUGCAGUACCUUCUAGGCGCAUUCAUGUUGCUUCUUUCCCUCCACGUAGAUCGUUGGUUGGGGGGAAAUGGUGUGGAUCCAAAUGUCCCACUGCUGACGUUGCUAUUCUUCCUGCUCAACUUCCUAGCCGCCACCCAGGAUAUUGCUGUGGAUGGCUGGGCCUUGACCAUGCUUAAACGAUGCAAUGUUGGAUAUGCCUCCACUUGCAAUAGUGUGGGCCAAACAGCUGGCUAUUUCCUGGGCUAUGUUGUGUUCAUUGCCCUGGAGUCCAAGGAUUUCUGUAACACUUAUCUGAGAGAUGUGCCUCUGGAGGAGGGCAUGAUCACGCUGCCGCGCUUUCUUUGGUUCUGGGGAAUCACUUUCGUUGUGGCUACCACCUUGGUGGCUAUUUUUAAGAAAGAAAACGACAUUGAGGAUGCACACAUGGACGCACGCUACACCGAGGAGCACGAGUUAAACAUCCAUGAGAGUUACAAGAUCCUGUGGGACAUGGUACGCAUGCGUCCUGUCCAGAUCCUAGCUGUUAUCCUGCUCACCGUAAAGGUCACGUUUGCUGCCUCAGAUGCUGUGACCAGCUUGAAGUUAAUUGAUGCUGGAGUGCCCAAGGAUAAGCUGGCUUUGUUGGCUAUUCCCCUUAUUCCACUGCAGCUCAUCCUGCCGCUGGCGGUAGGUCGCUAUACGAACGGACCACGUCCCAUGGACAUUUAUCUAAAGGCCAUUCCCUAUCGCAUUAUUAUGGCCACGGUAGCCACUGGCUUAGCUUAUAUCACACCCUACAUAAUUCGUGGAGGAGUCGUGCCUGUUUAUUACUACGUCCUGCUGAUCACUAGUUAUGCCAUCUACCAAAUAUUCCUGUACUCCAUGUUCGUUGCCGCCAUGGCCUUCUUUGCCAAGAUCUCCGACCCCGCUGUGGGUGGCACUUACAUGACAUUCCUUAACACUUUGUGCAAUCUGGGCGGAAAUUGGCCCAACACUGUGGUUCUGUGGUUAGUGGAUGUGCUGACCUGGAAGCAGUGCUCCAGUAAUGCGGAGAACACCUGCCAGGGCAAGGAGGAGCAACAGAGCUGUGAAGCGUCGUCGGGCAAGUGCGAGAUUACCUUCGAUGGCUACUAUUUGGAGUCGGGAAUUUGCGUCCUGUACGGCAUCGUGUGGCUGAUGCUGGUGCGUAAAUGGAUCGUAUAUCUGCAGGACCUGCCCGUGCGAUCCUGGCUGGUGGUGAAGCAGAAGUCGCGGUAGCAAUCAAUAGUGUGAUCCGGCGCCAGAUACUCAUUCAGAUCCAGCACCGACUUGUAGGUACAAGCAACUAAUUCUAGGAUUAGGAGACGUUUGCAUUCUGUAGGCUAGAGAAAUUACAAAUUCCCGCCUUGGUAUUGUUUUUUGUAUAACUCAAAUUCCAAAGGAAAUAAAAUCAAAUGUUGAAUUGAGCGAAA
Messenger RNA from Drosophila eugracilis, 2020 nucleotides. Its product is annotated as acetyl-coenzyme A transporter 1. Bases 249 to 1826 code for a protein of 525 amino acids. The transcript is spliced from 3 exons. Gene Ontology annotation, cellular component: membrane. Gene Ontology annotation, molecular function: acetyl-CoA transmembrane transporter activity. Lineage: Eukaryota; Metazoa; Arthropoda; Insecta; Diptera; Drosophilidae. The record is from RefSeq and is a predicted model, not a curated record.